This is a messenger RNA of Ipomoea nil (Japanese morning glory), 354 nucleotides long. RefSeq names its product NAC domain-containing protein 73-like. Bases 1 to 354 code for a protein of 117 amino acids. The transcript has 2 exons. Gene Ontology annotation, molecular function: DNA-binding transcription factor activity; transcription cis-regulatory region binding. Gene Ontology annotation, cellular component: nucleus. Gene Ontology annotation, biological process: regulation of DNA-templated transcription. Lineage: Eukaryota; Viridiplantae; Streptophyta; Magnoliopsida; Solanales; Convolvulaceae. The record is from RefSeq and is a predicted model, not a curated record.
AUGGUGGCGAAAGGCAGGGUGAAAGGGUACAAGAAAAUACUGGUACUGUACAUAAACUACGGGAAGCAAAGGAAACUGGAGAAAACCAACUGGGUGAUGCACCAGUACCACCUCGGAGACGACGAGGACGAGAAAGAAGGCGAUGACAUGGUGUCAAAGGCGAAUGUAGCUGUUUCUGGUGAUGACUCGGGUGGUCCACAUGAGUGGUUUCCUGAUACUGGUGCUACCAACCAUGCUACGCCCGAUCCUUCUUUGUUGACCUCUGCAACGGGUUAUGAUGGCCCUGAGACUCUUCGUGUUGGUAGUGGUACAGGUUUGCCUAUUGUUAAUGUUGGUUUAGCUUCGUUAGCCUAG